AUGAUUGCUGAGAGGAUGAACAAGGUAUUCAGAGAAAACAUUGAAUUUCUGUUUGACCGAUUUGAAUCUCAGGAUCUAUGUGCUAUUGUGGAAUUGGAGAAGCUCUUGGACAUCUUGCAACUUGCUCAUGAAUUGCUAUCCAGAGAUCUUUCAAUAGAUUCAUUCAAUCUAAUGAUGGAUGAGAUGAAAGAGAGUAUAUCUCUUGUUUCUUAUUCUACUCGGCUUGCUUCCCAGAUUUGGACAGAGGUGCAAACUGAUUUCUUGCCAAACUUCAUCCUGUGUAAUACAACUCACCGUUUUGUCCGGUCGUCAAAAGUGUCCCUUGUUCCGGUUCAGAAGCCAUCAGUUCCCUAUGCCAAGCCAAACUUCUACUGUGGCAGUCAAGUCAAUCUUGGGGAAUUUGCACUUGUUAAAUUCCCAUUUCCAAGAACCGAUUCUGUCCGAUAUUUUGACCGAGUGGGAGCGAAUAAGAAAAAAUCUAAAUCAUGCUUCAACGGGGCGGCUUCGAAGAUAAUCAAUCUCUGGUAUCCAUCAAUUAUAGAGGCUACCAUCCUCCUUAAACCCAGCAAGGCAAAAGUUCCAGGUGCAUUUGAUCUUGGCUUCCCUAUUGAUCUGGCUAUGUGGCGUGGAUUUUGUAUUAACACUGCUGCUCCUUUAUAUUCUGAGGUGGAAUCCAUGUGGUCACUUGCUUCAGUAAAUUAG
This is a messenger RNA of Ilex paraguariensis (yerba mate), 702 nucleotides long. NCBI's taxonomy places the organism in Eukaryota, Viridiplantae, Streptophyta, Magnoliopsida, Aquifoliales, Aquifoliaceae. The record is from the annotation of a GenBank genome assembly.